AUUGUCAUCACUCCGUACUCGCACUGAUGAUGCUGAAAAAGCAGUGUUUGUUAGCAAAUGUCCUACAUUCAAGAAGCUUUCGAAAUUCAAAACCCCCCAAGUGCAAGGAAAAUAUCUACCAUGACGGGAGACUCCAACCUUUAUUCCCAGCAACUCCUAGGCCACCAGGAAACGCGUCCAACCACCACCGCUGCCACUGCCAGAACAAAUUCCAAAAAGCUAUCUAUCAUCCCCCUAAUCUUCGUCAUUUACUUCGAGGUAUCCGGGGGAGCAUAUGGUGAGGAGGCAGCGGUUGGUGCUGCUGGGCCUCUUUGGGCCAUACUGGGUUUCCUCAUUUUCCCUUUCAUAUGGAGCAUUCCUGAGGCCUUGAUCACAGCUGAGCUUGCCACCGCCUUCCCUGGUAACGGUGGAUAUGUCAUCUGGGCUCACCAGGCUUUUGGGCCAUUCUGGGGUUCACUUAUGGGCUCCUGGAAAUUCCUCUGUGGGGUGAUGAACCUAGCUUCGUAUCCAGUUCUUUGCAUCGACUAUGUCAAGUUAGUCAUUCCACUUUUCUCUUCGGGGCUGCCUCGCUAUCUUGCAAUAGUGUCCUCAACUUUGGUUUUGUCUUUCUUGAACUACACAGGUUUGGUCAUAGUUGGUUACACUGCAGUAUGUUUAGGUGUUGUUUCACUUCUACCAUUCAUAUUACUGACUUUGAUUUCAAUUCCCAAGAUAGAUCCUGGUAGAUGGAUCAGUUUAGGUCAGAAAGGAGUAGAAAAAGAUUGGUCAUUGUUUUUCAAUACACUUUUUUGGAACCUGAACUUCUGGGACAAUGCCAGUACCUUAGCAGGUGAAGUAGAGCAACCCCAAAAGACAUUCCCCAAAGCGCUUUUCUCAGCUGGAUUGCUCACUUGUUUGGCUUACUUGCUACCUCUUUUAGCUGCUACUGGGGCUAUACCACUAGAGCAAGAGAAUUGGGUUGACGGGUAUUUUGCUGAUGCAGCUGAAAUCAUUGCAGGAAAAUGGUUAAAGAUCUUUCUUGAAAUUGGUGCAGUUUUAUCAAAUAUUGGACUCUAUGAAGCACAGUUGAGCAGUUGUGUGUACCAGCUCGUUGGAAUGGCUGAUUUAGGAAUUUUGCCACAAUGUUUCUCGGUAAGAUCAAAGUGGUUCAAUACACCUUGGCUGGGAAUUCUGGUCUCAACAUUGAUAACUGUUGGAGUUUCUUAUAUGAAUUUUGCAGACUUGAUUUCUUCAGCUAAUUUCUUAUAUAGUUUAGGGAUGUUACUGGAAAUUGCAGCAUUCCUUUGGCUGAGGAGAAAAUUGCCAACGAUCGAAAGGCCGUUCAAAGUGCCAAUGGAGUUAUCUGGUUUGAUUGUGAUGUGUUUGAUUCCUUCUGGGUUUUUGGUCUAUGUUAUGUCAGUGGCUACGGUACGAGUGUUUUUGGUGAGUUCUAUAGUAACUGUUUUUACCAUUGUAUGGUACUUUGUAAUGAAGUUACGCAAAUCCAAGAAGUGGACCGAGUUUAAUAACGUUGUUGGAGAAAAAUUGGAGGAUGAGGAUUUGGAGUAGGCUGAUUAUGAUUUGUGUUCCUAUUCUUUAAAAAUUAGUUUGAAAAAUAAUUGUGUAUUAGAAUUUAUUUAAA
Molecule: messenger RNA, 1621 nt
Organism: Durio zibethinus
Lineage: Eukaryota; Viridiplantae; Streptophyta; Magnoliopsida; Malvales; Malvaceae
Product: putative polyamine transporter At3g13620
Biological process (GO): transmembrane transport
Cellular component (GO): membrane
Molecular function (GO): transmembrane transporter activity
Source: RefSeq, a predicted model, not a curated record